ACACAAACAUUGUUUUCAGAAAGCCGUUUAGUUCAAAGGCUGAUGUUUGUGUGGUCACUCCGCCUCCGUAGCAAAGCGGGAACGUCUGGAUCGAAGAAGGAGCACACACCUUUUCCUGAGACCUCUCGAUUUCUUUGUUGUAUCUUGAUCUCCAAACGACGGCGAAGGUUAUCGUCGAACUUUGGUUUCUUCGAGGAGUAGUCGAUUCGGUUUUGUACGAUACUCUGUAUGCCUAGUCGUAUAAUCGUGUUCUUCCUAUUUCACAUCCAGAUGGUACAUGGAGAAAUUUUGAGAUUUUUUAUGGAGGUUUGAGCGGCGAUUCACUGUUUACCUGGAAAAAAAAACUAAGCUUAGCUGAGGGCCACUAAUUUUGCAUCAGAUGGAGGAUCAUCCAUGCUCACACUUCCAGGAGAUCAAAUGAGUUGAUAUUGGUGGCCCAUGUUAUACUGGAAAAUUUUUCUUUAAUGGAUGGAAGCAUAGUUGAAGUGAUUGGCAGCAAGGGCUGCUCAAGGCUCUUCUUUAGCACUAUUGAUUCUAUCACAAGCAUUAGAAGUAUGAAAUCCUCAGAGUUUUUGUCUUCAUCUCUUUCAACCAUUUCCGGGUCUGUUGGUCCUGCUAAAAUGGGACCCUUUACUGGUCUUGUCAUAUGUGUAACUGGUCUCUCUAAAGAAGCAAGACAACAGGUCAUGGCUGCAGCAGAAAGGCUUGGUGGUCAGUACAGCUCUACAUUGCAUCCCAAAUGCACGCAUCUUGUUGUCCAGAGCUGUGUUGGGAGAAAGUUUGAGCAUGCAUGGAAGUAUGGGCAAAGAAGCCGUCUCUUUGUUGUUACUCUGGGUUGGUUUGUCGACAGUGUCAGGAAGAAUAUGAGGUUGAAUGAAUCACUAUAUAUCAUUAAAAAUGUUGGAGAACAUGGCUUCCCAUUAGUGGAUUCGGAUGUAUCUUCUGCCCUCCCUGGAACUGAAAAGUCGUGCCUUCCGCUAGCACAUAUUGAUGUUGAUAAAUCUUCCAAUAGGAUCAACCAGACAGGACAGCUUUGUCAACAGCCUCUACGAAAUGAAUGUAGCAGUGGAUCUCUUUUUUCUAACGAUUUUAUUUUCAUUGAUCCAGAUGUAUCAGUUGAAUUGAAGAAAAAGGUUGUUGAUGCUGCUAGUAGGGAAGGUGCGAAGUUCCUGGAUCAUUGGUUUAUAGGUUCUCCAGCAAGUCAUAUUGUUUGUGAGAGCCCUUCCAUUCAGAAGUAUAUUGGCUAUGCUAAUAGCCUUGUGACGCCACUAUGGGUUUUCAAAACUGUAAAGGAGAAGUGCUUGCAGCGGCUAGUGCACUUAUCUUCUGAUCUAGUUAGGCAGGUUGCAACCAUUCUCGAGAACAAUCAGAUCAAUCAAAUAGGAAAGGAGACCCAUGAGGGACUAUCUCAAAUUGUAUCACAUUCUUGGAAUUUUCAUGUUUAUGGGAAAUAUAAAGAUUCUCUCGAGGAGAGACAAAAGUGUGCUGAAUUGGCAAAAAUGGGUGUGAGGAAUCGUCGUUCCAGAUGCAUGCAAUCUUGUCAGAUGCCACUUCAUCCUAUUACUCCGAGCAGCCUGCUUGAAUCAGUGUGCUGGUCAGUAUCAGAGCCAACUUUCUCGGCCAGCAUCUUCACAGAAUCCUCUGAGAUUGAUGACGCUAAUUCAGUUUUUUAUGAUGCUCGAGGGGAUGGAAGGGAUUCUGAAGCAUCAAUUGAAUCCUGUUCUCGUGUGUUAAGAGAAAGUGAGAGAAGUGAGGUGAUAUUUAGGAAUCAUUUCCUUACUAUACUAUUCCCGGUUGAUCGGUUUGGUGAGCUUGGGCCUUCUUCAAGAGCCUUCUUCAGUGAUGGUGGCUUUACUCGCCUACAAGUUUUGGAUCACAUUUACAACUUCUAUCAGGAGAACAUGUCUGCUGAUGAGAUAAAAGUAGCAAUACACACUGACUCCAGACAUGCUGACAGGCUUCGAUCCCUUUAUGCCAGCAAAGAAGCUAUAGAGCAGGGUUUUGUGCUGUUCCGACGGUUAGAUUUUUUAGGCAGCAGGAGGCAUUUUGAGGCACUGAAGCGAAUCAGCGGCCAAAAUAAUAGCAAUUGCUACGAGCUCCUUUUGCGAGCUUGAUUUUCUCAUCAUUUUCUCUUCUGUACGUAGAAAAAUAAAAUAAAAUAAAAUGAAAAUGAAGAUGUAUACACGAAUAUUGAAUAAUAAUUUAGAAACCUUUCCGCCUGUGUAGAUUUGAUGUGUGGCAAAGUGUAUUCUGUGAGAAGACUUCAAUACAAAGAUUU
Messenger RNA from Phalaenopsis equestris, 2278 nucleotides. RefSeq lists its product as uncharacterized. Bases 465 to 2114 code for a protein of 549 amino acids. The record is from RefSeq and is a predicted model, not a curated record. The transcript has 12 exons. Lineage: Eukaryota; Viridiplantae; Streptophyta; Magnoliopsida; Asparagales; Orchidaceae.